Molecule: messenger RNA, 2330 nt
Organism: Neurospora tetrasperma FGSC 2508
Lineage: Eukaryota; Fungi; Ascomycota; Sordariomycetes; Sordariales; Sordariaceae
Exons: 3
Coding region: 1-1989 (662 amino acids)
Biological process (GO): cell division
Cellular component (GO): anaphase-promoting complex
Molecular function (GO): protein binding
Source: RefSeq, a predicted model, not a curated record
AUGGGCGCAAGGAACUGCACCUGCCGCCUCUACACUACACUAGCUGCUAUUGGUGCUGCCUGCCGGGCCGCCGAGCUUCUCGAUUCGGUUCCCGAUCCAGUGCUAAGUGAUUUGGAUCAAAAAGAAGCCGUGGCUGGACUUCAAGGAUAUCAACACCCGGCCCUCUCUGCUAACCCAGACCCAGUAGAAGCUGAGCUGGAGGCUAAGGAGCUCAGCAAGUAUCUGCUCGCCAAGUCCUUCUUCGAUUGCAAGGAGUUCGACCGUUGCGCUUCCGUUUUCUUGCCAGAUUCCCUCCUCUCCGGCCUACUAUCCACGAAAGCCACUGAUGCUACGACACCCAAAGGCAAGGCUAAGGCAAGCUCUGCGCCGCCGUUCGAGCAGGCUCUUCCCUCUCUCAGUCAGAAAAGCUUGUUCUUGGCCCUCUAUGCCAAAGUCAUUUCGGGAGAGAAGAAGAAGAACGAAGAGUCGGAGAUGAUCAUGGGUCCCCAGGACCUGGGCACCAUCAAGAAUAGCCAUCUCGUUGUUGUCAGCCGCUUCCUCGAGAGAUGGUUUGCCGAGCGCAAAGCUGAGGACUCGGAUUUGCCACCAAGUCAAGGCUUCCUCGAGUAUUUAUACGGCAUGGUUAUGGUUAAGGAGAAGAACGAGGACGCCGCGUUAGACUACCUUCUCAACAGUGUCCAUCUGUUUCCGUGGAACUGGGGCGCUUGGCUUGAGCUCACAAAUCUCAUCUCAGGGGUCGAACAGCUCAACAAGAUAACCCCUGUCCUUCCGCAAAACAUCAUGUCUUUUAUAUUCUACGCCAACACGGCGGUUAAUCUGUAUCAACAGGGGCAGGAUCUAGCUGCCUCUGUCAACGAUCUCCUGAAGCUUUUCCCGACGUCUUCCUUCAUUCUAACCUGUAGGGCGCUUUUGAACUACCACUCCAAGGACCUGUACACGGCCGAACAAAACUUCAGUAACUUGCUUGCGUUACAUCCCCAUCGUCUCGAUUCACUGGAUCACUACUCCAACAUCUUAUAUGUCCUCAACAUGCGCCCAAAGCUAGCAUUUCUGGCGCACCUUUGUUCCAGCAUUGACAAGUUCCGACCCGAAUCGUGCGUCGUCAUAGGCAAUUACUACUCCCUUUUGUCUCUCCACGAAAAGGCCGUACAGUACUUCCGCCGAGCUCUUACCUUGGACCGCUCUUGUCUCUCUGCCUGGACGCUUAUGGGCCACGAAUACGUCGAACUGAAGAACACACACGCAGCCAUUGAAUCAUACCGGCGUGCUGUUGAUGUCAACCGUCGCGACUACCGCGCCUGGUACGGUCUUGGCCAGACAUAUGAGGUGCUCGAGAUGAAUGCCUAUGCUUUAUACUAUUACAAGAAGGCUGCUGGUCUCAGGCCUUGGGAUGGCAAGAUGUGGCAGGCCGUCGGGUCAUGCCUGCAAAAAAUGGGCAAAGACAGGGACGGCAUAAAGGCGCUCAAGAGGGCACUACUAGCGGAUAGCUACUAUGACUCUACUUUGAGUAGCUUUGGAAGUGCGGGACCUGCAGACAGGAUGGCGCAGAUGGAUCCAGAGGUGUUGCUACAGAUUGCUUUCAUGUAUGACCGCCUGGGUGAGGUCGAGGAGGCUAGGGCAUAUAUGGAGCUUUGUGUGGCACAGGAGGAUGGAGGAGCCACGGACAAUGUGGAUACUUCAGCUGUUUGCACCUCGAAUCCCGGCGAAUCCUUCGUCGUUCAUGGUGAUUCGCCUGGGUCGGACGGGGAUGCAGAGGGAGGGUACGAAGGGCGUGGUGGAGCUGGGCAGGGAGAAGGGACUGGAGUGACAGUAGCCACAAGCAAGGCACGUAUGUGGCUUGCCAGGUACGCGAUGAGAACGGAGGACUACGUUACGGCUAACCGGCUGGCCACGGAGCUGUGCCAGGAUGGAGUCGAGGUGGAAGAGGCCAAAGCGCUCAUUCGAGAGGUUAGGUCGAGGAUGGAACUCGCUGAUUUGACGGAGCGCUAGAAGCCGCCUUCUUUGGCGUUUCCCAAUAUUGAGGAGUACUUGCCGUCGGCAGCAAUGAUUCGUAUUGGUAGCAACGGCGGCGGGGGACCGAAGCUGAGGAGGGUCCCAAGAUCCCAACGAUACUACGAGAACAUCAGCACCAUACCACCAUUGACCGACCGAGGAAGUGGUAUAUAUGAGGAUCCAAGUCAGGAAAGUGAUGAUGAUGAUGAGAAUGGGGGAAACGAUCGCCACGAUGAUUGGUCGGGCGAAGACUACCUGACGGAUGGAUACGAUGAUGACGAUGUUGACGACGACGAUGAUGAUAACGGCGGUGCCCCUACGAAUGCAUAAAAUGCCCA